Lineus longissimus is the source of this 8623-nucleotide messenger RNA. RefSeq lists its product as uncharacterized. The transcript has 3 exons. Gene Ontology annotation, biological process: regulation of DNA-templated transcription. Gene Ontology annotation, molecular function: DNA-binding transcription factor activity, RNA polymerase II-specific; RNA polymerase II cis-regulatory region sequence-specific DNA binding. NCBI's taxonomy places the organism in Eukaryota, Metazoa, Nemertea, Pilidiophora, Heteronemertea, Lineidae. The record is from RefSeq and is a predicted model, not a curated record. The coding region runs from base 212 to 7501 and encodes 2429 amino acids.
CGAUCCUAAAAAUCGAAAUUUCCUUAUCAUAAAACAACAAUAACAUGGACUCUUAUUACAAGUUGUAAAGGUUUUUUCCCAUUCCAAGAUUGAAAGAAUGUAUUCCAAGUUGGGCUUGAUUCAAGCACGCAAGGAAAGCAACUAUUCGAACACCGGUUUAGAACUAAAGAUGAUGAAUCCCUAUCCAUAAUGAAAUGAAAAAGUCGUAGAGAUGUCGAAAACAUCAGCAAAUGAUCCAUUUGCUGGAGUGGGAGCCGGUUUGGAUCUUGAUGUCGAUAAAUGGCUACGAGAAACUGAGGAGAAGAGCAGGAAUAACCGUGGUCAAGGAGCAGGCGAAUCAGAGUAUAUCAGUUUGGACGAUUUUGCGCUUCGUAUGCAAAGUGAAGAUGCUCCUCACCCAACGCAAAAUGUGCCGUCAAACGAUAUGGCCACAUCAUCAUUCUCCCGUUCUUGGGAUGGCAAGGAUAUGGUUUAUAAAUGCAGCUAUUGCGAUUAUAAGAAUGCGGAGGAAUACGCAAUGUUGUGUCAUUGUGCGCGGUUACACGUCGAUGAGGACUUUAAUAAUACCAUGUUGAAUAUAAACAAAGCUGCCGCCAAAUUGGAUGAAUCUAUAUCAUUGGGAGCAGACGUUCCUCCAACGUUAAGAUCAACUCAUCACGACUCAGACUCUGAGGAUGAUGGUAUGCAUAUUAUGAAUCCACGCUGUAAUAAAUCGAAAUCUAACGAUCUCAGUUCAAAAUUGACUCGUGCGGACUCGGGAAUAGCAAGUCAGAAUUCAGUAUUAAAUAGUGCAAGUGGCAGAGACAGAAGUGAUACUAGUUCAAGAGGAGUUGAGCGCAGCAUCCAGGAACAAACCAUGACUGGUAGUAGUGUUUCAGUGAGUCCAGCAGCAUCUAAUUCUGGCUCGACAUCACUGCGACACAAAGCAAUUCGCAACGCCAUGGGAGCUAAUACGGAUAGCUGUGAUAGCAGCAGCACCACACGCGAAGACAUUCCAAUCUGUUUUGACAUUCAGUUGCCGACACCACCUGCACUUCUUCCUGAUGACUCCUCAGACGGUCGAAGCAUUGGUGGAGACUUUGACACCCCGAAAAAUAAGAAUAAAGCUGAAGAGAGCCAAAGUGCCGACUCGCGAACUGUUCAGAUCUCAGCCUCUGGUGGGGGUGAGAACUCAGCUAGGGUUUCUCAGCCUGAAACAAGUGGCCGCAUCCCAAUGGCUGUGGCGUUGACUCCUUCCUGGGUAUCAACUCCACCAUCUUUCUUGGCAAGUAAAACUAUAUCAUCGCAACCUUACACUACCUGUGCAGCGAAGCAAGUCAUUCCUUCGCCCCCUCCAUUGAUAUCACAAGCAAAAAGUGGACCGGGAUUCGUCGCGAAUAUCUCGCCCGCCACUACAGGAGUGAGAGAACGAACUCAAGCAAGUCCAGGGGGACCCGGAAUGUUGCCCAACUGGCCGGUCCAGAACCAAACCAGUUCAGCUUCGAAGAUUCUUCAACAAAUUGUACAGGUGCAAUCAAAUCAAACCAGUUUCCCAUCACAGCGCCAGCCGCCUCUUGGCCAGCCGCCGUUUGUCGUAGAGAAUCCCUUGCAGGCUCAUACUAGAACAUCACCCGCCACCACUGCCCCGAAUAUGCAAGUAAGAUACACUCCGCCUGUAGCUCAUCAACAACAGAAUCAACUACCAAAGGCGAAUGGUCAGUCAUUUUUAAAUGUGCAGCCCACACAGGCUCCCAGUAUUCCUACCCACGACUCAUCAACCAUGACGCGUUUCCUUCAGCAGCAAACUCUACGGACGCGGACAGCCAAUUCACAACACACCCAAGUGGCAUCACAGAAUCUUAUGAUACAGCAGCAGCUUAGGAACCAGGUUCCACUGCCACGAGGGCAGGCCCAGGGACAACAAACACCUGUGACCCACCAACAGCAGCAAGUGCAACGUCAUCUCAUGCCAGCACAGGUUGCUCAAAAUGUUCUCAUGCAUACUCAAAGACCAGCUCAAGUCUCAAAUCAACCACUGCCACAAUCCGCGUAUCAGUUCCACUUUCAUACCAAUCCCAAUAAACAACAAACCCAAACAGCAAGCAGUAAUCAGCGGCCAUCCAUUCUUAGACGUAAUCAGAACUCUAGCAAUGUACAACCGAGACAUCCUUCUCCUAUGUCCCAACCAAAUCUACCUACGUCUCAGAACAAUCCAAGAUUUCAACAGAUGACCCAAAAUCGCGGCCCCCAAAGUGCGUUGGGACAAGUGCAAGCUACUAGCCUAUCAAACAUCAAUAUGACCAGUUUCAAUCAAGCCAUGCUCAAAGCACAUACAUCCACACCCCAGAUGCAGAACCAAGUCUUAUUUCAGCAAGCUCUACUGCAAUCCAAGGCAGCCGCUUCCACAAGGCAGAAUACUGUUGCUUCUGCCAAUCUUUUUGCGGGUGGUUCUGUGGUGAUGGCUAACCAACAAGCUACAAGCAGUGCCCAGGUGCGACUUGCUGGUCAACAACAACAACAACAACUAAGAAACGGAGCUCGUCUCAGUGUGAAUCGGCUUGGCCAACCACAAGGUCCUCGACUCACAGUCAACCAACUCACUGGUGUAAACGAGCUGGAUCCAAAUCGAGGAUUGAAAAUAAGUCAGAUUACUUCACCAGCUGCGACCGGUGGUAAUGUGCCUCCGAAUUUCACGACUAGCCAGAAAGUGAAUCCAGCACCAGGGUCUGGGGAUCUGCAGGGCCAGGAUGGUAAACUCUAUAUGAUGAAACCGAUAGGGCAAAGUUUUGUAUUGACGCCAUAUGGCAAUGAAAAAAUGACUUCUCAAAUCCCUGCUCCGACCGGUGCUGGUAGCACGGCCCGUAUCAAUAUCAACCUGUUGCAGAAUAUCAAGGAUACUGUGGCAGAUCCUAUCCUGCUGGCAUACCUCGAUGGGAAGGAUGUGCCGAAAAAUGUCAAGUUCAAAUGCAAACUUUGUUCGGCACAGACAGAAUCGCUGAAUAUGAUACGAUGGCAUUUGUACGCUCAUCACCUGCAGUCCGCUCCGAGGCCAUUCAAAUGUCUGAAAUGUACUGAGUCGUUCUUUAGUGAGAAACAUGCUUAUGAUCAUGCACGCGAUCGCCACCAUUCUGAAAAAUGUCAUGCGUUUGAUGAAUCAAUUACUCAGAUUGCACAAAAACAUUCUGCUACAAUGUUCAAGGUGUAUGCAGCCAUUGUCACUGACCAAGAUGAGGCAAAAGUUCAACACGCGAGAAUGUUUUCGGAAUGUCAGAUUUGCCUUCAGCGCAUGCAGGACCCUAAAAGUAUGCGUUUACACAUGGAGACAAUGCAUAAUCCAUUCAAGUCAGCUGCGUUCCAAUGCUGGUACUGUCCUGAAUGCAGCGAUAGUGAAGAGACAAUAAAAGAACAUGUCAAGAAGGCACACGUCAAUCAACCAUCGCAGUAUACACGAGACCAACCACCGGGGAAGAAGCGCGAGAAAAUCACCAAUCGCUUGAUGGAUUUUUCAAAACCUGUGCCCAUUACUCCAAAUGUCAAGUCGUUUUCUAUCACUGAAAACCAACCUGAGAAUGCAGAGGAGUCAGAACUUAUCUCUUGUCCACUGUGUACAUUUGUCUCAGUUCAGACUGUGUCGCUAGAGAAUCAUCUGAAAAACGAUCAUUUGCCGUUUAAGCCAUAUUUAUGCCAUGGGAACGACUUCAAAGCCGCGACAAUCAAAAUGUUGAAGAAACAUUUGGCACAGAAGCAUAUCGAGUGGCUUCAGAGUGGGUCAUUGCAUAAGCGUGUGAGCAUUGACGGUGAACUGUCGGCAUGUCAGGACAGAGAGACAACACGUCUGCUACAGAAAGCUCUUCAAAAAGGACUAGAGAACGCAAUUGAUUUCUGUUCAGCGGAACUCAUCCAAUUUGAUAACAAGUGCAGCGAGUGCCAGUACAAAGCGAGCACACAUACAAUGCUCGAGACUCAUAUCAAAUUGCGCCAUCUUAUGGCGACGCCGUAUAUCUGUCGUCUUUGCGGGAUUGCGACUGCUUUACGACAAAGCAUCAGGAACCACAUCGGGAAGAAACAUCCCAUUGAGAAUCCCGAUGAUAUUAUAUUCACUGAUGAAGCAGGAGAACAUUUACAAGAAGAGGAGACCAUGAAAAUUGUAAUUCGAUCCAUUUGUCUGAAUUCGGAUGACCAGGGUGAUGAAACUGCAUUGGAACCACUGCCAUCUGAAUCUAACAAAACAAAGUGUGAUUCUGACAGAACUGUAGAUGCUGUUGCCGUUGGGGCAGAUAUUGGAGACAGGGUGACACCUGGUGGUGAUGAUCAGGUCAAAACUACUCUACAGACAACGAUUACUCCACCUGUUCAACCAAUCAUAAACCUUGCUGUGUCAUCUGCUGCCACCUCUGUCCAGCCAGUCGUUACACCUGCCUUGCAACCUCUUGCAAACCUGCCAGCAACGCCUGUUGUGACUCCUGCUACGUUACCCUUGGCAACCCAGCCUCCCUUACAGUCACCUGUGCUGCUGCUACAUGUUGCAGUUCCUCAAAUGAGUGUGGCACCCUCCGCAUCCCAGACAGCACCAGUUCAACCGAUAAUCGACACUCCAUCAAGUGGAACGCGUAACACUACAUCUGAUGAAAUGAUAAGUGCUGCUAUCGGCUUAGCUCGCGUUAAAACUGAGCCAGGGUUGGAGGAGCCACAGCCAGGCCAGGAAACAAAGUCGGGCAGUGAAAGCAUACGAACCAGACUCUCAGAAUUUCUUGGUACCAGACCGGCUCGCGGUCAAGAACAGAACGCUAUAGAAGAUAAUGUGACAUCUGCACAAAGUCUCCCCCCAGGGCCAUCAGUGUUGAUGGUGAAUCAUCCAACACCUCCAGCUUCUGUCCCUGUCGCAGAUGCUGUGCAUGCAUUUGGGGUCGUUCCUGUUGCUGCUGCUCGAGAGAUUCCAAAUAGUCAUAUUUCUAGGUCAGCACCAAGUGAGACUGUUCUUGAUGAAGUGUCGCAGGAUGAGAUGAGAUCUCAAGGAGAGAAGAGCACGUCAGAUACUCAGGAAUGUCAAAAAGACAAACCGGUUGAUAGAAACGAUGAAAGUGGAGGAGAUAAACAGGCAACAGAAUCCUGCACAGACUUGAGUCAGUCUGUCCAGAGUCAGGCUGUCCAGAGUCAGUCUGUCCAGAGUCAGUCUGUCCAGAGUCAGUCUGUCCAGAGUCAGUCUGUCCAGAGUCAGUCUGUCCAGAGUCAGUCUGUCCAGAGUCAGUCUGUCCAGAGUCAGUCUGUCCAGAGUCAGGCGGGAGGAGAAAGGAAUAGUCUGGUUUCUGUGCGGACAGAUAAAGAAACCAAUGCAGUGGUUAUAUCAAUACCUGAUAGGGGGAGUACUAUGGAUGUUGACGUUUUAGACACCUUAAGUAUUCCGUUGGUUGCAGAGUCCACCAUUUCGAAUAUAUCAUCAGAAAAGUCUGUCGCUGGUCCUGCGAAAAAUAUACAAGAAACUGUCUCAAAAUCCAAAACUCUGCCAGAAAAACCAGCUCGAGUCGCUACUAUUGGUGAUAUUUCUAAAGUGACCAGUCUAUUUACUGGUAAACAAAUGAAAGAAACGCUUGGGAAAGCUAGCUCUGCCACAGCGGUGCAAUCAUCUCCAAUUCUAUCUCCCACCACACCAGAUGCAGCAGAUUUCGAAAAGGCAUUCAAAUGUCAUAAAUGUGAGGAAGUCUUCCCAAAGUUUGUUGAUGUGCGGCAACAUUGUAUUACCAGUCACUUCUCCGAAUAUUGGCAGUUCUAUUGUGAGGAGUGCGACUUUCGUACGUGGAAUCAUCCCCUGAUGCGUGAUCAUAUGAAAUCUGUUCACAACAGUUCAGACUUAGUCAAGAGUGAUCGUAAGCGCCAGGAGCUGCUUCAGGCUGAGCUGAAGGAUAUGCAAAAUUUUGUCAAGACAGUUUUAGUCCCAAAAAAAACUGGCCCAAGCGAUGAUUCUAAGAAAACCGCUGCACGCACUGGUAGAAUGUUAUCAACAAAAGACCUUAGCAUGGGUGACAUUAAAAAGAGAUUGCAAUUCCGCAAGCAAAAAUCAAAAUUGAAGGAUGCGUCGAAGGAGCAUGGACAGGGUUCGAAAUCACCAAUUGUUAUCAAUGCAGUUGUUUUGAAUGCACCGUUAGACAGGAUGCACAGUAUUGAAAAGGGCGCUUCCGAAGACACAGACUUUGUUGGGACUUGUUUUAAGUGUCAACAAUACAGACAAGGGAGCCUCGUGGAAGUUUGUAUACCCCUCAUUCAAAUCACGGUCGUCAAUGAAAAGGAGUGUUUGUUUCGCUGUGACUGCGACUAUUCUUCGACAAAGAUCCCAAUGAUCGUCUUCCAUUUGUGGUCUCAUACUGCAUUGAAUUUGUAUCACUGCGGUCUGUGCAUGGCAGAGGGAAACGAGAAGAAGGAAAUGGCCACGCACUGCCUGACGAAACACAACCAGGAAGUGGGCCUUCAUAGCAUUCGAUUGUUCAAAUCCAUUGUUAAAUUGCUGGAGAAACGCAUCGAGAAAGUCUCCGUGACACUGCAGGAAUAUCAUCGUAAACGCCCGGUCAUAUCGGCACCAGAGGAUAUCAAGCAGACACUCGAUAUCAAGAAAGCUUUGUAUAAGUGUUCAUACUGUAUUUAUCAACGAUCUUCCCUUUUGGAGGUCGUGCAACAUGAGCAGGACAAUCACUCUGUUAAUCUGACCAAGGUGAGCUUGGACUUCAGAGCGAGUAUGGACAAUGGUCUGACGGAACGUCUACACCGAGGUUCCAUUCAGAAACCAACAGUGGCUGCACCAGCUGCAGGUCCGAGUGGGAAGAAAUCGAAAAAGGAGGAGACAGUAACGUCACCUGGUGGUGAAAAUAGUAAUCAGAGCGACAAGAAAGGUGGCAAAUCUACCUCGGAAAAACAUGUGAUGAUGAAGAUUAAUCUGCAGAAAGGGAAACGUAAAGCAGUGAUCAUGAGUGAGAGUGAGGGGAGUAACUCGAGCUCCGAGGAGAAGAAGCCCACUCCGGUCACCAAGAAACGGCGUGGCAGUCUUCCACGAGAAAGUCGCUCCAAGGAGUGUCAUGUCUGCGACUAUAAAACGGACAACGAUAAAGAUUUGGAGCACCACCUAUUGUCAAAGCAUACAUCGAUUCGACCGUAUGAAUGCAGCAAGUGUAAAAAGGGGUAUUUGUUGAAAGAGGACGCACGUAAUCACAUUCAUCGCCGACAUCCAAAUGUCUCGGCAAAGUUAGUUAUCAUACGACACAUGGAGGUGAUUAUGAAUGAGGCGCGGUUACAAAUGAUGAAAUAUGCGCGGGAAAAACAAUCGGGCGGUGUUAGUAGUUCACAGUCUGGUGGGCCGUAUAAACGAAUCAAGGUGUGCGCAUCUGAUUCUGAUUUUAAUAAAACUCUCACCGAGUUAGCGCGGCAACUGAAGGAUCCCAAGUUCAUCAUGAGACCUGUCGUUAAACUGAAGGAUGUGACAAAGACAAAGCGUUUCAGGAAAUAUAUGAAAAGGAAGCACAAGCAAUCCAAAUAAAAGGUGGAUUUUGUGAAAGAUCGAACAAGGUCUUUCAAAAUAUUUCAAAUACUGCUUCACUCGUCACAAGACUGAUAAAAAUUCAUAUUUUUGGGUCGGUGUAUUUGCAGAGAUUUCUGUACUGUAGCAAGGUAUUUGAAAUGUUUGGGAAGCAUUUUGGCACAGGAAAAUAGAAAUUUGUGAAUUCUGGUUGUCCAGGCUACGUUAAGUGUGAGACUGAAAGUUAUUUUAAUCAAAAUAUGAUAUUUUUCUUGUGACACAGUAAUGUUUUCCAUUGUAUGUAUAUUUUAAAUGGGGCUGUUUUUGUUUUCUCUCUGGGUACAUCUUCACAAAGCAAAUUUCAAAUGCUUUUGUAGACUGUCCCUCAGUAUGUCGGGCGAAGGUGGUUCAGUUAUAGCCUCAGCAGAUUUAGCCUCUGUGGACAUUAGUGUGGACUGCCAGCUGUUUUCUAUACUGUAGGAGCUAGAAUUGAGGCCUACUGGGCCUGUACCACUUCAUACCUUAUCGCUAUAAGUUAUUUCAGAUGCUUCUUUUAUGCUGCUUUCAAAACCUUCCAUGUAUAUAUUUAAAAAUGUCAAAGUUUUCAACAGAGCUAGAGCAUUUCAGGGGUCCAUUUCAGGGGUAGGUCGAUUUCAGGGGUAGGUCCAGGGAUCUGAAACCAAUGAAUUCGACACCAAGGUGUAUUGUAUGUAAAUUUGAACUUGAUGGGAGAGUUUGGCCCAAUGCCUUGCAUGAACUAGAAUGUUCCUCUGCCAGUAAUUGUUUCGUUUAGAAAACUGUAUAUUUUCUUAUAUUUUUGCGAGUGUCAAUGUUAAUCUUGUACCCCUAUUCGAAAGAUUGACAAAAGGGGGGGGGAGAUUGUUCUGAAUGGUGAAUCAAAGACUGCCUUAUUAUAUUCAAGGGAAAACUCAACACGAAAGGGUCGAGCCCUUCAACAGAAAAUUUCUUUGAGCAACGAUUUGGUAUAACGGCAAGUUUGCAUAGAUGCUAGUUAGUUUCAUUUGUUACGUAUUCCAUUUCAAUAUUGUCAUUGUACGAGUUGUACAAUAUUUUAAUAAGAUAUCGAUCAGUUGAUUGUCAUGACCAUUAUAAUAUGUGCUCAGUCAGAAUAAAGUCUGGAGA